CCUGCCUCCUCGAUCGCGCACAUACUCCAUAGGCGUCCAGUCACUGUACCGCUGCUCAUGGGGCCGUCACCAUGUUCUACACCGGCCUGCUUCUGAGCGCUUGCAAAUCGCUACAAUCACACAGCGCUCCUUUCGCCUACUUAUGCGCUUGCCAACGUUCGAAGAUCCCGCUGCCUUGCGAGGCCCGCGACCCGCCAGAUCCUACCUUCCGCGCUUUCCGCAGCUGCUGUGCCACGCCCCGUGCUAAGGGCGACUAUCAUGCCAGGUCGCGGUACGGUGAGCUGGCCGCCAGUGACAGCUUGCAGCGGCCUUGUUCUGACCGCGGUAUCACUCAACGUGCGGGAGUCUGAUGUUGUAGUCGUAGGACAACGGGCCUUGCAUUCGGUCGAUACAGCCAUUUUCCCCCAUACUCCCCUCCUCUCUCGUCCCCAAUCGCCUACCCAUCAUAACCGUGUCGUGCAGUCAAUGCGCAACGCGAACUCUCUCCGCGCAAUCAAAAUAUAACGUGUUUUGAAUCAGCU
Molecule: messenger RNA, 521 nt
Organism: Schizophyllum commune H4-8
Lineage: Eukaryota; Fungi; Basidiomycota; Agaricomycetes; Agaricales; Schizophyllaceae
Exons: 2
Coding region: 72-350 (92 amino acids)
Source: RefSeq, a predicted model, not a curated record